AUGGGCGGGGAAAUAUGGUCGCACCAGCUAGACUACUACCUGACGUUGAUGGGCUACACUGUCGGAGUGGGCAGUAUAUGGAAGUUCCCCUACAUGUGUGCCAGGAAUGGAGGAGGUAGUUUCUUAAUCCCGUUCAUCAUUUUCACCCUGCUUGGGUCUAUACCACUGACGUAUCUGGAGAUGUUCGUGGGUCAAUAUUCCCGAGGUGGACCAAUCAGCGCCUGGAAAAUAUGUCCGCCAUUACGAGGGGUAGGCCUGGGUUCAGUGUUGAUCUCGUGGCUGUUCGCCAUCUACUACCCCGUGUUCUUCUCCUGGAUCCUGUACUAUCUCUACUUCUCCUUCUUCCCCACCCUCCCAUGGACACAGUGUCACCAGGAGUGGAACUCCCCGAACUGUGUAGAUGAAACUGCACGUGACAAUAACACGUUGAUGGCCUACAACUCGACAACAUCACUCAGCAACUUCUCAAACUACGGGAUGAACACCACACUCAGUAUACUGACAAACCUGUCGGCUGGAGACAGUCAUCCAGAAAUAUCGGCCUCCGAAGAGUUCUUUCGAAACCGAGUUCUAGAUAUGACAGAUGGCCUGGAGAACAUGGGAACGAUGAGAUGGCCGCUGGUCGGUUGUCUGGCCUUGACCUUCCUGUCUGUAUAUUUAUGCAUCCUCAAUGGAGUCAAAUUGUCUGGCAAGAUCGUGUACGUGACUGUGUCCUGUCCCUACAUCCUGAUCCUGGUAUUCCUGGUCCGUAGUUCCACACUCCCCGGUGCUGUUGACGGUGUCAUGUUCUACAUCAUGCCAGACUUUAAUAAACUUGCUGAUCCAAAGGUGUGGAUGGAGGCACUAGGAUUGAGUCUCUACCAGAUGGGAAUCAGCUACGGGUUCCUGAUAACCAUGGCUGCCCACAACCCAGUCACCAACAACUGUUUAAAAGAUGCAACUUUCAUCACAAUGCUCACGCUGCUGUCUCAGAUAUUCUUCGGCUUCGCGGUGUUCUGCAUCACCGGCCACGUGGCGUAUAAACGUGACGUCUCCAUCGACCACUUCCAAACAUCAGGUUUCAAGCUGGGUUUUAUUACAUAUCCCGAGGCGGCAUCAUAUCUCCCGUUUCCUCAGCUGUGGUCCGUGUUCUUGUUUGUGAUGCUCUAUACAUUAGGAAUAGACAGUUUGGUUCCCUCUUAUGAAGUUGUGACAGCCAUGUUCAGUGAAUGGUUCCCGAAUUUUGGUAAAAAGACGAUGGCUCCUCAACGCCUGUGUAUUGUUCCCCUCCUUCCUGCUGGCACUGCCGGCGGUGUAUAUUUUCUCACUCUUGUAGAGUGGUACGCCUUCUUCCCUGCUAUCAUCCUUUUCGCUAUGUUGGAGUGUGUCGUUGUCGGCUGGGUAUACGGUGGGUAUAUAAUAACACAGCAGGUACCUCCAACAGAAAUCACACAUCACUAG
Messenger RNA from Haliotis rubra (blacklip abalone), 1440 nucleotides. Its product is annotated as sodium- and chloride-dependent glycine transporter 2-like. Bases 1 to 1440 code for a protein of 479 amino acids. The transcript has 10 exons. The record is from RefSeq and is a predicted model, not a curated record. Gene Ontology annotation, cellular component: membrane. NCBI's taxonomy places the organism in Eukaryota, Metazoa, Mollusca, Gastropoda, Lepetellida, Haliotidae. Gene Ontology annotation, biological process: sodium ion transmembrane transport.